GUUUUGCAAGGAUUGAUUAUCCAAUAGGGGGACUGAUCAGGAGGAGCCGGCGUGAUCAGCUACCUGAGCAGAAGCUUUAUCAGAGUCAUUUUAAACGCACGUUCCAGUUUUGGAAGUGGAGGAAGAACCGGUGAUAAAGAACGAGUCGUUUUAAAAAAAAAAUAGAAAAAACAUCGCUUUUAGUUACCUUUCGCUUUAUUUUAACGAUAACAAAACAAGACGCUGUAACCUUUUUUAAACCUGUAGGUACACUUUUAGAGUUUGCAUUGUUGUUGUUUUAGUGUUAAUGCGUUUUUUUUUUAUCUGUGAGUUUAAACUGUUUGAAAACUUUUAAAAAUAUAUUGACUAUCGUCAUUCGGUUAGCUGUUUGAAAUUUUCGUUUAUUUAAAAAAAAAAAAAAAAACAUAGUCCGUAAGUUUAGGAUCUAUCCUCGCGUGGGGCUGAAAACGCGUGUUUUUGUGUGUGUUUUUUUUAGCUUUCUCUCCACUCUCGAAAUGAUAACGUUUAAAACGUACCCUUAUCCGCAGCAAAUCGGCCGGGGUUUAAUCAAAUAGCAGUUGCAGAUAUUUUAAAGUUUUCCGACCGUUCCAAAGUUUGUGAGACUUUUAAUUUAACACCGAGCGCAAAACAAACCACACGAGCCGGGAGGCGCCUGAGCGGAGACUGGACUGCUGACCCGAAGCGACCCGACAGACUGCGCUUCUUUACACAGACCCGUCCACUCUCAUUCGAGAUGGUGCGCAGGGAGCUCCAGCUUGCUGUGUUGCUGUCGGCACUUCCCAUGAUGCUCUGCUUCCCUAAACCGUCCCUGGAUCUUGACCACCGUAACAGGUCCUCUAUCCGGUUUCUAGCGCUGGGGGACUGGGGGGGGCUCCCGUACCCCCCAUACCUCACGCCCAUCGAAAAGGCGACGGCCCGGGAGAUGGGCAGGGUCGCAGAGUCCAUGGGGGCUGACUUCGUCCUGGCUCUCGGAGACAACUUCUACUACAGCGGCGUGCACAGCGCUCAUGACAAGAGAUUCAAGGAGACGUUUGAGCACGUCUUCACUGCAGACUCUCUGGAGGACCUGCCCUGGUACGUCCUGGCUGGAAACCACGACCACUCGGGGAAUGUGUCGGCUCAGAUCGCAUACAGCAAGCUGUCCAAGAGAUGGAACUUCCCCAGCUAUUUCUACGACCUUCACUUCAGAGUGCCGGGCUCCAACGCCACCCUGACCGUCCUCAUGCUGGACACCGUCCUGCUGUGCGGAAACUCGGACGACUUCUCCGACGAGAGGCCCCGGGGCCCCCUGAGCGAGUCCGGCGCGUCCCUUCAGCUCCAGUGGCUCUCGGAGCAGCUCGAGGGCUCCCGCGCCGACUUCCUGCUGGUGGCCGGUCACUACCCUGUGUGGUCAGUGGCAGAGCACGGCCCCACCCACUGCCUGCUGGACAAACUGAGGCCCCUGCUCUUGAAACACAAGGUCACGGCCUACCUGUGCGGCCACGACCACAACCUGCAGUAUAUUCAGGAGUCUGGGGUCGGCUACGUGGUCAGUGGAGCUGGGAACUUCUUGGAACACUCCCUGAAGCACAAGGGUGACAUUCCGGAAGACUCCCUCAAGUUCUUCUACGCCGAACACUCCUCGCUGGGGGGCUUCGCCCACGUGGAGGUCACCCGACAGGAAAUGGCCGUGACCUUCAUCACAGCCAUGGGGAAAUCCCUGUACCGCACCACGCUGCCUCGCCGCAGCGCCCCCUAGAGCAAGGAGGAGCACACUGUCCGGAAUGACAUGACCCCUCCUAAUAUUUUAUAUGUAGCUUGAAAAUUUUUAAUGUUGAUUCUAUUUCUGUUCGUCCAGAGUUGUGUUGUACCUGUAUUGGGUCAGUUUUCACCCAAUAGAUGUCUCUAAACUGGUCUAAAAAAAUCAUCCUUGCACAAACUCCAAUUCUUUUACUUGCAGGACAAAUAUCAGAAAUGCUAAAAGAAAUAUUUUGACCGGAUUUCUUCAGUGACCAAACAUUAAGUGUUUUUUUGGGGUGGGGUGGGGAACCCUGUGCAGUAAACGAUAUAGUUUCUUGUUCAGUUCUACAGAACUGAAUAUAGUGGUGCUGGCAUGUUAGCAGUUCUUUCACUAGACCUGCUAGAGACAGGAGUUGAGGGUAAGAGUGGAACACUUUUGCCCCGAGGGGUGACGGUGGGCAGUAAUGGGUUUUAUCUAGCCAAGGAGGAACUCUUCCACUGUAAGGUCAAAGCUGCGGUCGCGAUCUGUUUUGACUGCUGACUGCUAGAGUGAUUAUUGGCUGGUUUGUGGUCAGUAGCACAACUAUUGUUGGUCACAUGACUCCGUAGUAGCCAAUGGGGUUACGAAGGUCUGCUAGUUGACGUCUAUAGAUGAAAAAUGAACCGUACGGAAAUUGGUGUUUCUGUUUUGUUUUGUUUUUUACUUCCUUUUGCAUUGUGCAGGAUUUCAUGUUUUCAGAGAAACUGGAAGAAGCAAAUUUUCACAAGCUUUGAAUUAAUCAAGUUAUAAAAUCAGUGACCUGUUUUACACUGUAUAACUAGAUGAAUACCUACAUAUAUAUAUGGUAAAGUUAAAUCUAUCCCAGCACACUGUUAAUUUAGUAGAAAAGGCUCAUUUUAAUCCCACAAAAGAUACAUAGUUUUAUUUUCUAUGAAGAUGGCAGAGCCUGCAAGUCCUCCAGUCCUCCCUUUUCAAUAGGGGGUGCUGUGAGAAACCACCGACGGGGAAGUCUGCCUUUUAAGAUAUUUAUCCUAACAUUUUAAAUCUGAUAAACUACUUGCUGUAAUCCUAUUUUGCAUGUUUAUUGUUUUCAAAGGGUUGAAUUAAAAGUAUAUAUAACACAAUUUAACAA
This is a messenger RNA of Acipenser ruthenus (sterlet), 2852 nucleotides long. RefSeq names its product tartrate-resistant acid phosphatase type 5-like. Gene Ontology annotation, molecular function: ferric iron binding; ferrous iron binding; acid phosphatase activity. The record is from RefSeq and is a predicted model, not a curated record. Gene Ontology annotation, biological process: bone resorption. Bases 734 to 1738 code for a protein of 334 amino acids. NCBI's taxonomy places the organism in Eukaryota, Metazoa, Chordata, Actinopteri, Acipenseriformes, Acipenseridae. The transcript is spliced from 6 exons.